AUGCCUACAAAUGCUCAAAACGUCAAAGGGCCCUGGAGCUCUGAUGAAGACUCUUUACUAUUAAAUUCUCUCGAAGAGAUAUUGCAGAGUGCUCGACGAAAUAAAAAAUCUCCCCAAAUUUCGUGGACCGCAGUCGCACGAAGAGUACAUACUAGAAGUUCAAAACAGUGCCACUUCUUUUUAACUUUCUCAUUUAUAGUAAAAAAAGGACCUCUUACCGAAAAAGAACAAAGUAUAAUUCGUCGUCUACAACGUAAAACGACUUCAUAUGCCGUAAUAGCAGGCAAACUUCCUG
This is a messenger RNA of Dentiscutata erythropus, 295 nucleotides long. The record is from the annotation of a GenBank genome assembly. Lineage: Eukaryota; Fungi; Glomeromycota; Glomeromycetes; Diversisporales; Gigasporaceae.